AUGGAGAAGUUUUUAAUCACUGUUGUGUUGAUCAUGCUCAUUCAGCAAGUUAUGAUGGAAAGAGAAGCACCAAAAGGCCUCAAGGUGGUCAAAACAAGCCAAACAUCAAUCACUGUCAAUUGGAACCCCAUUUAUGAUGGACUUCUGUCAGGAUACAGGAUAAAAUAUGCAAAAUCUGGCAGUGAUGAUUAUGCAGACAUGCGGGUGAAUUUUGAUCAAACUGAAGCUGAAAUAACCAAACUUGAGGCAAGCACUGGGUAUAAAAUUCAAGUUGCUGGAAUAUACUGGGAAGGAGACAAAUUAGGACCUUACACAGAUGAAAUAGAAGGAAGUACAGCAUCAAAAACAUGCUUAUUUCACUGUAUCUAUUUUUUUCAAUCAGACAUUCCAUGCCAAAGCCCAGAUGUGAGCCUGUCAAAUAUCUCACCAAAUGCUUCCUCAGACUUAAGCUUUCACAGCUCCAGACAGUUUGUAAUCCAAUCUGAAGUCAAAAUGAAUUGCGAGUUAUCGCACAAAACAUUGUUUCUCUGGCGGGUGUAUCACCUGGGUAAAGAAGACACACCAUUACUUUCAAGAAAUAGCUCCUCAGAAUUGCAGAUCACACCACACUUAUUGCCAGUUGGUGAAUUUUUGGUCCAACUCAACGUCAGCAUGAUAGGAACAGCGGUGUUUGGAGUCAGUAGGGGUUAUUUCAAGGUGGUGAGUAGUCCUUUGGCUGCUUUUAUUGCUGGAGGAAGUAAGGUGGCCAGAGGACUGGAAAGAACAUUGAUUUUUGAUGCAUCCCCAUCGUAUGAUCCAGAUGAGAAGAAGCUAAAGUUUUCAGGGCUUAAUUUUACAUGGCUGUGCAAAGAAGAGUCACAAAAAGAACCUUAUAAAUUAGAUGAAGCACGAUGUUAUUACAGAGCUGAUGAUAAAGAAUCUGUUGGACAUGAACUUAGAGUAAACAACAGUCUCAUGGCAGAAAACACCUCAUACUUCAUAACAGUACAGGUUACAAAGGAUGAAAGGCAAGCUGAGUUCACUCAGGAAGUGUUUAUCGUUCCCGGCGAUCCACCGGAAGUGCAAAUCAGGUGUGUUGAAAACUGCGAUGCUAAACUGAACCCAUCCGGGAGAAUGGCUUUACAAGGCAUGUGUACAGGUGACUCAUGCCAUGGUAACCUUAUCUUCAAGUGGAUAGUUUUAAAAGACUUGAAUAACUCUUCAAAAAGUUCUCAGUGGACUGAAGUUUUAGAAAUACAGGAAUUGAUAAGUACGCGAGUUUCAUCAAAAUCCCUCGUCACUAGGCGUGAAGUGUUGACACCCGAUAUCAGUUAUAAGUUUAUACUGACUGCACAAGGACCAGGUGGAAACCGCGGGUAUUCCGAGUACCACGUGACCUCUAACAGCCCCCCUGUUGGAGGAGUGUGCAGUGUGAGCCCAAUAUCAGGAGUCGCUCUUAUAACAGAGUUUACUUUUGCUUGUGAUAGUUGGCAGGAUCCAGAUCUUCAGUUGCAGUAUGAAUAUAUUUAUCUCACAGAUAACAAUCUUCUUAACGUGGCAUACAAAGGAGUGAAAACUAGUUUAACAAUCAAACUUCCUGCCGGAGAGAAGAAAAGUAAUUUUACUAUCGAUUUUCGCGUACGAGUGGCUGACGUUUUAGGGGUGUACACUGAAGUGAAAACUCCCGUGCAGGUCACAGAACCCAGCAUUGAACCAGCAAACCUCCUCGAUGUUGUCAAAAACCUCACAACUGGAGAUGAGAGUGAACUCAAUAAUUUGAUCCAAUCCGGUGACUUGUCAAGUGCUGUACAAUUGACGGCGGCAGCCAUUUCGGUCAUACAUGGCAUUACGUAUGAAAAAUCGACAGAAAGUCAGGCCCACGAUUUGGCAGAGAGACGGAUCACGAUGAAAUCAAACAUUAUAGAACAAUUAUCAGCUAUCCCAGCGGAGACUGUUGUCAGAAUUCAGCAGGUGGCAAAUGUGAUCGCCUGCGCUAGUUCGGCCAUUGACGAGGUUACUGUCCAAGCGCAGAAAGAUGCAACGAAAGCGCUUGAAAAGAUGACUUUAGUAUUAAAGGCGAGGAGUAAAGCUGGGGAAAGAUACGAAUCGCUUUAUGAUGGCGCAAAAAGUCUUGUAAAUGGUCUAGGUAGCAUGCUUAGGGUAGCAGCACAUGGAGCUAGAAUAUACGAUUCGCAGUCACAGGGAAAGUUUCAAAUCAAAGCCAGUUUCGUAGAUGCAUAUGAACAGCUCUCACACAAGAGCCGUGGGAAAAGAUUCAGGUCAAGAACUUCUUCUUUGCUGCAUACUUUGGAAAGAAGGACCGAAAGAGACGCGCAGCUACAGGCUCGAAUCCAUGUUGAAAGUAUACUCCAUUCUUUGAAGGAUGUCGGAAGUGCGAUUUUGUCCCGAACUCUCAUUGGCGAGGAGCCGAAAGAGCUUCCAGCGCAGGCCAUGUCUCUGUUAGUGUUCCGAGAAGAGCCCAAUUUGCUCACUGGGACUAUUCUGUCAAACAAAGGAAACAGUUUUCAGCUUUCUUCAUUACCCAUCAAGUUAGAAAAUAAUACCUACUUUGUAGAUAGCCAGAUAGUAACUGCAGACUUCACACCGUUCUCUUGGGACCCGACGGGAGUAAGGGUAACGACUGCUGUUUCAAGCCUUGAACUUAGGAAUAGUUCUGGGCAUCUCUUGAAUACGACGGAACUGAACGCGCGUAUUACUAUUAAACUGCAGAACCUCCAGGUCUUCAUUAACACAUCUCAGUCUCAUUACAUUGGAGCGAACAGAACUGUAUUUUACAAGAUAAAUGUCACCCGAUUAGGGAUGGCUUUGAUGCUAAAGAUUCGUCCGGAAAGCAACAAAACAGAGUUUCUGGUGACUGUAAAGUAUGGAGAGCGGCCGUCUCCAAGUGAUAACGACUUAAAUUUAACAAUACCUGACCUUUCAUCUUGCGAUGGGAUGCCAGAUGGGCACCUCAAUUGCUCACGCGAUCCGUAUAUGGUGUUUAUGAACCAGGAAUUUGUCGAAAAGAAAGGUCUCGGAUACUAUUUUGUCGGACUGACAGCCGUGUCACGAGUUUCUGCGAAGUCGCGCAUAAGACGCUGCUCAAAGCGGUCCUGUGUGCAGUACAAGGAACCGCCCACCAAUGGUGCAAGUUACAGUGUACCUCACUACCGUGAAGGUGAUGAAAAUUACACCAUUCAGGUGAUGCCGGCUGCCUGCCUGUUCUGGAACGCGGAAAUAUCCCGGUGGACAUCAGAGGGAUGCAGGGUAACCGAGAAGACAAAUCAAGAUUCUAUUCAUUGCUCUUGUGAUCACUUAAGUGCUUUUGGAGGUCAGUUACUUGUGGCGCCCACUCCCAUCGAUUUUGAUAAAGUUUUCACCGAAUUAGCUGGUGUACCAGAUAGUGGAUACAUAGCAGUUAUGAUAAUUAUUAGCUGUGUGUUUGGGCUUUAUCUGGUGCUGUUGAUGUGGGCUCGAAAGAAUGACAAAGAAGAUCUUAUGAAGGUGGGCGAGAGUGCACUCAUAGGAGUUCCUUCGCCUUUGUCUUACUUCGUCGAGAUUCAAGUAUCUACAGGCAUCUGGCGCAACUCGGGCACUACUGCUAACGUUUUUACUGUACUCGAGGGAGAGUUAGGUGCCAGUCGACCGUUCCAUUUAAAGCACGACUCUUGCAUCUCUUUCGCAAGAGGCAGUAUUAUUUCCUUUAUUCUUUCAAUUCCUGACGGCAUUGGCCCUAUAAGAACUGUCCGCGUGUGGCAUGACAACUCGGGCACCAAUCCAUCGUGGUUUUUGAACCACAUCAAGGUCUGCGAUCUAUCCGCAAAGAAGCAGUGGAACUUUAUGUGUUUUGCGUGGCUAGCUGUUGACAAAGGUGAAGGAUUGAUAGACCGCACCCUUCAUUCUACUUCCGCGACCGAUGAAGGAAUCGACUCUGCAGUAUAUGUUCAGAAUAAAAUUGCUGAAGAAUUCAGUGACUCACAUGUCUGGUUAUCUGUGGCAACAAGACCACCAAGGUAUCGGUUUACUCGCGUCCAACGUUUAUCUUGCUGUCUGGCACUAUUGCUAACCUCAAUGCUGGCGAGUGCUAUGUUUUACCAGCACGAAGCAAUGGUAGACGACACUCAAGGAUCUCUCAGGAUGGGUCGUUUUGAUGUAAACCUUAAAGGAUUCAUUAUUGGAGUUCAGAGCCUAAUAGUCAUUUUUCCCACCUAUGUUUUGACUGUAGAACUUUUUGCCCAUACUCGAUCGUCAGAUGAGAACAAACAAAUGACUCUCAAAACUAACGCAGAAAAAGAAUCUUUUUCUUUUCCACAGUGGUUUAUUUUCAUUCCUUGGCUCUUGUGUUUCCUCCUCUCGACUUGUGCGGCGGCUUUUGUUCUCUUCUACAGUCUACAGUGGGGUGCAGAUACAAGUGAGCAAUGGCUGGCGUCGGUUGCAAUAUCAAUUUUUGUGGACAUAUUUGUACUAGAACCUAUUCAAAUCAUCGUAGUUGCCUUCAUACUGCCUCAUAUUUUCAAAGAAGAAACUGACAGAUCUACGUGGAUGCCUCGCUCUGUCGACCCCGAGGUUGAUCUUAAAGAUAUUAAAGUUGGCGGGCUAGGAGAUGAUGAGGCCGAAGAGGAAGAAGUUGAAAUACCAAAACCUCUAAGCAAAAAACAGCUACGUCGUGCAAGGAAAAGUCGAAUAAGAGAGAUACUUACAUAUUCGGCUUUUCGGAAAAUAGGAUCCUACAUGCUUUACUUAUUGAUUCUUAUGAUUGUUUGCUACGGUGGGCGUAGCAAGCAUGGGUACCUGAUGACAUCAUCCAUGAAGAAUAUAUUUGGAGAGCUUGAAACGAUUUCAAAUCACUUCAAUACAUGGGAGUGGGUACGUGACGUUUUGGUACCAGGGCUUUUUGAGGAUGGAAAAUACUUCACACUGAAUAGUUCCAGUCCUUACAUUGGAGAUGGCGACGCUGUUCUCGUUGGGAUGCCUCGUCUUAGGCAGCUACGAGUCAAAGAAGGUCCUUGUGACGUCGGCAUAGAGGAACUGACCACCCAAUUCAAUUCAUGUGUGGUUUCAUAUACAUUCAGUAACGAGGACAAAGCCAGCUUCCAUGAAACGAGAUGGCGUCUAUUUUCCUCAUCCAAGAAUGAGUCACUCAUCAGUCCUCAUCGUGUCUGUCCAAGUGCUUGGCACUAUUCAUCUGCCCAAGAAACAUCAAGUCUUCCUUUAUGGGGAAAACUUCAUCUACUAAACUUUUAUGGCGAAGGAGGUUACCUGGCCGAGUUGGGCUAUGACAAAACUACAGCACUGAAAGUCAUCUCUGAACUCAACCUGUUUAACUGGACUGACAGGUUUACCAGUGCUAUAAUUUUUGAGUUCACGGUUUUUAACUCUCAAGUAAAUUUGUUCAGCGUGAUUUGGAUCCUUACUGAAUUUUCACCAAGUGGUCUCGUGGUCUCUAAUCACGUGAUUCAUACUAUGCACAUAUAUGACAUUGGCGGGGGCUAUAGUGCUGUAACCAUAACGUGCCAGUUGUUACUAGUGGCUUAUAUUAUAUACUUUGUUGUCACGGAAACGAGGAAAAUGAUUGCGGGAAUUAGAAUUUAUUUCUCUCAGUUUCUAAACUGGGUUGAACUUACGCAGACUUUUGCAGUCAUUGGCUUUCUCAUUUCUCACAUUAUGAAAGAAACACAGCUCUUUGCUACCACAGCGAAACUCAGAGAAAAUACUUUUCAGUUUAUCAAUUUUGAUAAAGGCAUUCUUCUGCAAGAUUUGGAAACGCUAUUAGUAUCAUUACUGAUGUUUUUGAACACUUUGAAGUUGCUUUAUUUGCUCAAGUUGAAUUCCCACGUGAGGCAUUUAUUUUAUGUAAUGAAAGUAUCUACUUGGGAACUCGUUCAGUGUUCGGUUGUAUUCGCUGUCUUCAUGUUUGGAUGUAUUCAUGUAGGAUACGUUCUGUUUGGGAGCGAACUUUACUCCUUUUCUUCGCCUUUCAUCAUUCUACAGUCUCUUCUCGUCGAAGGAGUCGUUGGUGGCGGUUUCAGCUACUUUUAUGAUUGCUGUACAGUCAUUGGCCCAGCUUACUUUACGGCGAUAAAAGUGGCAGUGAAUCUUAUAUGCAUCAACAUUUUCAUUUGUAUCCUUGUUUAUAAUUAUGGCCGCAUCAGGGAACUCUCCAGAGGGAAAUUUGAUCUUGGACAUUUCAUGUUUGUGAAAAUGAAAGAACUACUGGGUUGUGGGGGUGACCGUCAGGGAGCGAAUGAAGACAUUUCUGGGCAUGAUCUACCGAGCACAGAGAUCGAGAAGGAUAUUCUUCCUGAGGCAGCAGAGAUAUUGGCGAGGCUGGAUCGGAUUAAUCAUCUUUUAAAUGUUCAUUACGCGGACGAAUUUUGUGAAGACCUUGAACUGUUUUCUAUGUGGUUUGAUCUUCGCAUGCAAGCUAUGAAAUCCAAGGAUUUACAAGAAAAUUGGGUCGAUGCUCAAGAAAGUUUUGAGGCUGAUGUAGAAGAAGAUUGGGUGGAUGCACAUCAAGAAUGA
This is a messenger RNA of Pocillopora verrucosa, 6501 nucleotides long. The record is from RefSeq and is a predicted model, not a curated record. NCBI's taxonomy places the organism in Eukaryota, Metazoa, Cnidaria, Anthozoa, Scleractinia, Pocilloporidae.